AUGGUCGCUGCUGCUUGUGGCGGCACGGGAUCAUUACUCAUGGUUCAGUUCAACAAUGAGCGUACAGCCCUUCGUAAGACAACAACUCUGAGAGAGAUGAGGCGACGGAGUCCUGACAUCUCAGGAUCAAAAAGACCUUUCGACAGGAGACCCAUCCGCAGGUCGUUAGUCCUGACGCUCGAGCAAAAAGGAGCAGCAGCCAAGGCACAACCACCAUUACAACAUCCAGUCAUUGGCAGCCUCGGAAAGAGUUUGUUGCCAAGUUAUCCCCCGGUGCCAAAGGUUCAAAAAGGUCUCCAAGGCUAG
Messenger RNA from Pyricularia oryzae 70-15, 306 nucleotides. RefSeq lists its product as uncharacterized. The record is from RefSeq and is a predicted model, not a curated record. NCBI's taxonomy places the organism in Eukaryota, Fungi, Ascomycota, Sordariomycetes, Magnaporthales, Pyriculariaceae. The transcript is spliced from 2 exons. The coding region runs from base 1 to 306 and encodes 101 amino acids.